AAAUCUUAAUACUUCCAGUAACAAACAUUACCCCAAAACGAUAACUCGAACUGAAUCCAUAGAACCCCAUACAGAUAUAGAGACAGAGACCAACUGGACGGCACUAUGACCAGUAUAUUGAAUGGCAGCUCAAGGGCUUCGCAGGGUCAAGUCGUUUUCAAACACGAUUUUCCACCGGUGGGUUUCUUUCCCCUGCCACCGGCGGAGCCGCAUCUCUGUCGCGAUGCCUAUCUCAAGGCGUUGCUGGCGCCCUAUGAGAGUAUACCCGAGGACGAAAGCAAUGUGACUGAAGAAGAUUGGAUACCGACAAAAGGUCUUUUCGCUACGAAGAAACUCGACUUCGAGUAUAUGAUGAUAAGUACACGCCGAACCACAAAGGUACGGCCCACGACAUAUCAACGACCGUCGGGAAUUAGUGAGACCACGAAGACCGCGGCCGUCGACAUAAACGCACUGGUCAAGGCCCGCUCGAAAAAGAUUUUGGAAGGAUUGACCAACUCCUCCAUCAACUAUCUACUGGAGAAGUUCAUUAAGAAGAUUGUCAUCAUGCGAUUCGUUCCACCAAAGGGAACCAAUCCAUCAAAAACCAUUUUUGGUUGGUCCUGUCGUGAAUAUUACGAGCGUUUUAAAAAAAAUGAGGACACCAUGUAUUUGGAUGCCUUGGUGUUUGGCAAAACCGAAAAGCAACUGGAUGCUCUCAAGUUUUUUGUCGAUCUGGGAGAGAUUAUUCGUCUGAUAAUAUCUUUGAAGGAAGAUUUGAUAGCGAAUCGUGAUUUGUGCCAGGGCUUUAUGGCUUUGUUGCGAGACAUUAAAGUUGAUAUAAUGGAGGUACUGGCCAAACCAUAUGAGGCCAUGAAUACCGAGCACGAUAAUAUCGUCUUGGAACUCAUCAAGAUUAGGCAGGGCAAGGCCGCCGAUCCGCAAUCGAUUUCAAAACGUCGAGCGCUAAAAAAGGAACAGGAACUUUUUACUGAUUACAAGUAUCCUAUUGAGACACGGUACCAGAUUAAUUGGGCCCGCGACAAGGUGGAGCAGAAGUAUACUGAAGAUGCAAUUAAAGAAAAGGCGAUGCAAGAUGAGCUGGACAAACUCCAAGAGCUGACUAAGACGGAUACCAAUGUAUGGAGGUCUGCUUACAUAAAGUACUCGACAUUGAUCGAAGAGUACAAGAAACGCAUCAAUUUAAUGCAGGAUGCCUACGAUGAGGACAUGGAGAGUGCCGAGAAUGACGUUCAGUUCACGCUGAACAAGUUGAACAAGUGCAAGGACGAUCUGAAGACUUAUCAGGAGAAGGUUCAAAUGUUUCAUGUGAAAAUCGCAGAGACGCGCGCAAAAAUAGCCAUAGAAGAGCAGGAAGAAUUGGAAAAACUUCGAAAGCUGGAGGAAAAAGCAGCGAGAAAGAGUAGCAUGAAGGAAAAAGCCAAAGGCAAAGGCAAAGAAACGAAGAAAAAGUAAAAAAAAAAAAAAAACCUCGGAAAUGAUUAUACCCUAAACAAAGCAGGGACCAAAGCUAUAAAGAUUUCUUAGGUUAUUACUGUUGGGUUUGUAAUAUAAAUAUCUAAAAUUAAAAAGGGAAAGGAAAGCAUGAAAAAAAGGAAUCAUCUCGGAGAUGACUAUAUACCGACAGGCAAAGCAAAGAUGGAACCGGAAAUAUGUUCGAGGGAAGCUGUCAGAAUAUGUGUGUCGAAAGGGACCAAAGGAUGGUAUUUUACCAAAUAGUAUAUAGAAAGAUCAGUUUAUCAUCUUUCUUUCAGUUUUAGUUAGUUUUACUGUUGGAUUUUUCAUAAAAAUUUCCGGAAAAAUGCGAAAAUAAUUUAACGAAUUGUUAUGUAACUGUUUACCUA
Drosophila persimilis is the source of this 1844-nucleotide messenger RNA. RefSeq lists its product as uncharacterized. The transcript has 6 exons. The record is from RefSeq and is a predicted model, not a curated record. NCBI's taxonomy places the organism in Eukaryota, Metazoa, Arthropoda, Insecta, Diptera, Drosophilidae. The coding region runs from base 106 to 1455 and encodes 449 amino acids.